This is a messenger RNA of Pangasianodon hypophthalmus (striped catfish), 7420 nucleotides long. RefSeq names its product potassium voltage-gated channel, subfamily H (eag-related), member 1b (gene kcnh1b). The record is from RefSeq and is a predicted model, not a curated record. Gene Ontology annotation, molecular function: delayed rectifier potassium channel activity. NCBI's taxonomy places the organism in Eukaryota, Metazoa, Chordata, Actinopteri, Siluriformes, Pangasiidae. The transcript is spliced from 11 exons. Gene Ontology annotation, biological process: potassium ion transmembrane transport; regulation of membrane potential. Gene Ontology annotation, cellular component: membrane. Bases 225 to 3122 code for a protein of 965 amino acids.
ACACACACACACACACACACUGACACACACACACACACACACUGACACACACACACACACACGGUGUUGCCGAGGGACAGCAGAGUGCAUCACAGUCACAGUGCCGCAUCUCUGUCCCCACAGCAUCCGAAAUCAUGUAGACUCCAUGCAGGAGUCACUGCUCGUCCUUUACCGGAUCAUCAGAGUCAUUUCUCAGUCCCAGAGUCCCGGGGAGGAGGAUCGGGAUGGCCGGGGGUCGCAGAGGACUCGUGGCCCCUCAGAAUACUUUCCUAGAGAAUAUCGUCCGGAGGUCCAACGACACCAAUUUUGUUUUGGGGAACGCCCAGAUUGUGGAUUGGCCCAUUGUCUACAGUAACGAUGGAUUCUGCAAGCUCUCAGGCUACCAUCGAGCUGAAGUCAUGCAGAAGAGCAGCACUUGCAGCUUCAUGUAUGGGGAACUCACUGACAAGGAGACGUCUGAGAAAGUGCGCGAGACCUUCGAGAACUAUGAAAUGAACUCCUUUGAAAUUCUCAUGUACAAGAAGAACCGAAUGCCUGUGUGGUUCUUCGUGAAGAUCGCCCCCAUCCGCAAUGAGCAGGACAAAGUGGUGCUUUUCCUAUGCACGUUUAACGACAUCACUGCGUUUAAGCAGCCCAUUGAAGACGAUUCAUCUAAAGGAUGGGCUAAGUUUGCCCGUCUCACCCGUGCUUUGACGAGCAGCCGUGGCGUCCUUCAGCAGCUGGCUCCUACUGUUCAUAAGGGAGAGAACGUCCACAAGCACUCUCGUUUGGCUGAGGUAUUGCAGUUGGGAUCAGACAUCCUCCCCCAGUACAAACAAGAGACACCCAAGACGCCACCCCACAUUAUCCUGCAUUAUUGCACCUUCAAGACCACCUGGGACUGGGUGAUCCUCAUCCUCACCUUCUACACGGCCAUCAUGGUACCCUACAAUGUCUCCUUCAAGACCAAGCAGAACAACGUCACCUGGCUGGUGGUGGACAGCAUCGUGGACGUCAUCUUCCUCGUGGAUAUUGUGCUGAAUUUCCACACGACGUUUGUAGGGCCAGCUGGGGAGGUGAUAUCAGACCCGAAACUUAUCCGCAUGAACUAUGUGAAGACCUGGUUUGUCAUCGACCUGCUUUCCUGCCUACCCUACGAUGUCAUCAAUGCUUUUGAGAAUGUAGAUGAGGGCAUUAGUAGUCUCUUCAGCUCUCUGAAGGUGGUGCGACUCCUGCGUUUGGGCCGUGUGGCCCGCAAGCUGGACCACUACAUCGAGUAUGGAGCGGCAGUGCUGGUGCUGCUGGUGUGUGUGUUUGGCCUGGCUGCCCACUGGCUGGCCUGCAUCUGGUACAGCAUCGGUGACUACGAGGUCAUCGAUGAGGAGGCCAAUGUGGUGCGCACUGACAGCUGGCUGUAUCUGCUGGGAGAGGCAGUGGGCACACCAUACCGCUUCAACACCAGCGGUACAGGCAAGUGGGAGGGCGGCCCCUGCAAGGACUCAGUCUACAUCACCUCACUGUAUUUCACCAUGACCAGCCUGACCAGCAUCGGGUUUGGCAACAUCGCCCCCACUACGGACGGGGAGAAGAUUUUCGCUGUGGCCAUGAUGAUGAUCGGAUCCCUACUGUAUGCCACCAUCUUCGGAAACGUGACCACUAUCUUCCAGCAGAUGUACGCUAACACUAACCGCUACCACGAGAUGCUGAACAGUGUGAGAGAUUUCCUGAAGCUCUACCAGGUCCCUAAGGGGCUUAGUGAGAGAGUCAUGGACUACAUUGUCUCCACUUGGUCCAUGUCCAGGGGAAUCGACACCGACAAGGUGUUGCAGAUCUGCCCAAAGGAUAUGCGAGCGGAUAUUUGCGUCCAUCUCAACAGGAAGGUGUUCAAAGAGCAUCCUGCGUUCCGCUUGGCUAGUGAUGGGUGUUUGAGGGCUCUUGCCAUGGAGUUUCAGACCAUCCACUGUGCUCCAGGGGACCUCAUCUACCACGCAGGUGAAAGCGUGGACAGUCUCUGCUUUGUGGUGUCGGGAUCCCUGGAGGUCAUUCAAGAUGAUGAGGUGGUUGCCAUAUUGGGAAAGGGUGAUGUGUUUGGAGAUGUGUUCUGGAAGGAAUUGAACUUAGCGCAGGCCUGCGCCAACGUCCGUGCGCUAACCUACUGUGAUCUUCACAUCAUCAAACGUGAUGCCUUACAGAAAGUCCUGGAGUUCUACACGGCCUUCUCGAAUCACUUCUCACGCAACCUGGUGCUCACCUACAAUCUGAGGAAGAGGAUAGUCUUCCGCAAGAUCAGUGAUGUGAAGCGUGAGGAAGAGGAGAUGCGGAAAAGGAAGGAUGAAGCCCCUCUCAACCUUCCUCCAGAUCAUCCAGUGCGGCGUCUUUUCCAGCGGUUCCGUCAGCAGAAGGAGGCUCGGCUGGCAGCGGAGAGAUCUGAUCAAGGAGAAGUGGACAUAGAGAAAGGUUCUGUCCUCAUGGAGAAGACUAUGGUCCAUGAAACUAAUGCUACAACCAGUAUCGUCACAGUGACCGAGAGCCCUGCCACACCUGAUGUCGCUUCAUCCUCGGCUUCAUCAGACUCUGCUUCAAGGACCUCAAACCAAGCCAAACUUCAUGCUCCUGUUGGCCAUGGUGGCAACCAAACAGGAAGUAAAUCCAGCGAACCUACCAAAUCCAAAGCUUGGGGUAGGUUUAAGGAAGCCACAGGGAAGGCGGAUCUCUCCUGGAGUGCCGUUUCCAAAGCUGAGUCCAUGGAGACCCUUCCAGACAGGACUAAGUUGCAAGGAGAGCUGUCGCUGAAGAAGACAGACUCCUGUGACAGCGGUAUCACAAAGAGCGACCUGCGACUGGACAACGUCGGCGAAGGAAGCAUCCGAACCCCUCAGGAGCGGAGCCCCAUGCAGGCUGAGGGGAAGCGAGCUUUCUAUCCCAUUCCUGAACACAACCUGCAGGCUUCUUUGCUGGAGCUAAAGCAGGAGCUGAGAGGUGACAUCCACUACUUGAGCAACCGCAUGGCAGUCCUGGAGGCACAACUAGCUGAGAUGCUGCAACUGCUCAAGGAAAGAAAGACUUCAGGAUGCUCACACCUGUACGAAAUAUCACGACCUGGGACUCCAGAUUCAGACAAGGAUAACGACAUGUUCUCGUAAACAGGCGUUCCGUGAAUAAGGUGUGGCGUUGACACUGUAACUGUGUUUUUGGAGAUAAGAUCCAUGGGGGUGAGUGCUCAAAUGGUUCAAUUUUAGCAUUCAAAUCUGUCCAAGUGUGUGGAAGGUCUUGCUGGUUAUUUACUGAGAUGUGGCCUUCAUUUUCUUUUGCCACUGUUGACUGGCAUUUUGUUUGUAGAAGGAUCUACAGGACUUUUCAUCUAUACAAUGUAAAACAACUGUUAACCUUUGGUUAAAAUUUCAAAUCAUAUUUUUUUCAGCUUUAGACAUAUUUUUUCACUUGUUUUAGGAACGAUGCAAGAUAUCAUUUAAUUCCAGCAUCUUUGAUUUACUGCUUCAUGUGUUUCAAUGUCAGUUGGACCUGCUCAGUUAGGAAGGCAAUAUAAUAAUUAAGAAAAAUAUUUUUCACAUAUAUUGCAAUCAGCAGGCAAACAGUGGAGCAGUGAAAAGAAUUGCACUGUUACAGAAAUGAAUGUCAUACACUGUCAAAUGGUUAAUGCAUGGCAGAUUUUUUUUCUAAUAGUUUUUAAAUAGAAAACAACAAGAUUUCAGGGUACGUAGUGGAAUAUAAGAGGUGGUAUUGUCUUGUGACCUGUCAAACCUCCAAGAUCAAGACAUUACAAAUGCUAUUCUGUAGUGUGAAUAAUGUGGUUUCUUUAGAUUUUUGUGUGUAUGACAACAUAUAGACAAAAAAAACAUCUGAUCAAAUAUUCAAAAAUGUUGAAAAUUGGACCAAUUUUUUUUUUUUUUUUUUUUACAACACACAUUUAAUAGGCCCAUCUAAAAAUAUACUUGAAUGCGUUUUCAACACCUUGAAAAUAUUAAAUAUCUGAGAUGCACUAUUAAUUAAAUUAAUUAAAUUUAAUUCAUUAAUUAAAGAAAAUAAUAAUGCGUAUAAGCAAUAUGGUGAUUAUAUUCUUUUUGAUGAGCAUGCUCUGGUGGUAACAGAAAUGAAACUAUGCAUGGAUCAGGUUUAGCCUAAUCACAGUAAAUACGCAUGUGAUUUGUAAUUAUGCACUCAGUCUUUUUUAACACGCUAACACAAUCAACAUUGUUUCUCUCAACCCCCACCACCCCACCCCUCCACUGUGUGUACUCUCAAUGCACUUCUGUGCUUUUAUACGGUAUAUCAUUUUGGGUUUUCAAAUGCAUUUCUUUCUGUUAUCAAAUUCAAAGGCGUAUUUGUAUGUUGAUUGCUAGUUAUAAAAAGUUAAGUGCUUUCGAAACAUUGCUACUUUUGCACUUAAAGUCUAUCUAGAGCAGUUUUAUAUGAUUAAUAUAAAUGAUUAAUAUGUUUGCACACAUUAAGAUCAAGUGUAUUUAUCAGUUUGUUGAUUUUUUAUUGCUUUUGACAGAGAUAUAUUCAAAGGUACCUUUUGAAUUGUAUAUUUUAAAUUCAUUCACAACUGUAGGUGACUCGCCGCAUAGCACACAACAUAGUGUACUCUGUUAUAACAUACCAGCCCUGCAUUCCAAUACAGUAUUUAAUAUCCCUUUGCAGUACAAGAAGAAUGCAGCUUCCAGUAGAAAUGCAUUUGCAAGCAAGAAGCAGAGCUUGAAGUGAUUAAAAUAAAUAUCAGUACUCCCCUUUUUAUGGAGAAGAAUUCCAUGCCAGAAUAAAAAGCAAUCACGCCAGUGGAAAAAAAACAUGAAACACAAUAGAAUAUUGCUUUUCAAGAGAGACAUGCAGAAAACGUACAACACACUGAAAAGCAAAACCUUCACUGCAUUGCUCUCUCAUCACUCGAUAUCUUUAAAGAAACACAAUCAACAGGGGAAGCUUUUUAAGAAUUAAAUGCUGAAGUGAAUGUAAUCCACUUUUAAAAGUAAUCCAUGCGGCUUCAUUGCAUUUCACUGUGCAAAUCAGUUUAAGAUUGUUUAAAAAUUGUUAAAGACCCUUUAAGCAAUCACCAUGGUGAAAAGAAAAUUAAAUAGAAUGCAAACUGUGUUGCUUUUCAUUAGCCUACAUGCGGAAAACAUUACAUACUGAAAAGCAAAACCUUCGUUGCAUUGCUCUUACGCCACGUGUACCGAGAGCUUGAGAAAUGUUUCUACUAAAAAUUUGCGUACUUAACAAAACAUAGUACUGUCCCCCUUCAGGCACUGAGUUGAAGUAACUUCCUUGGUGAUUUGCAUUCUCAGUUUGCUUCAAGCUAUAUUCAGAGUUGUAUUAACUAACUAGCUAACUUGCUAACAAGCUGGCAAAGAAAUGUCACCAGGUUAUGUGAGGUGUCAGGUGGAAUCAAUGUCAAACACAAUUUGAAUGUUAACCAAAUUAAAUGCGUUUUAUAAUAAUGCAUUUUUGAAACAUUCCGGGCCAAAUGUAUUAAAAGAACCCAAUUAUAGACAUUUUAGUGACAUAUACAGUAAGUGUAGUUGGUGUAGUGGGUGACUAAGAACGUAACUGUAAAUGAACACCUUGCCUAAUUAACAUGUGACUGCUGCAUUAUAAACCUGUUUUAAGCAUGUUUUCCUCUCAGAGAAUAAACCUUAGAAUUAGAUAUACUCUGUCACAGCAUGUUAAUAGGUUUUUAAGUCUGAAAAAGCUGAACAUCUGGAAAUAAAUGAACAGGAGUUGUGUCUGUCGCACUGAAUACUUCUGUAAAAUGUGCAAUAGUGGAAAAUUGUAAUUUUAUUAAACGAAUCUCAGCUACAGUACGUUGGAACGAACCUGAAGCCAGAAAGGGAACAGUGCCCAAGAACCCCUUUUAGUUUGAGGCUCCAAAUUAGAUCGGGCUUCCUCCAAUAAAUGUAUAAUAAUGUGACCUGGCAGACAAUAUGCUCACUACAGGCUUUUAUUGAUCAUCGCCAGUUAUGUUUUAAAUACUCUCUUUUUGGAAAUAACACCAGGUUUUGAUGGGUGUUAAAUAGUGUGUGCAGUCACAAUGUCAGUAUUCAGUGCUGAUAAAUUGCUAAUGGUGGUUUGUUAUAAUAAUAAUCUCUACCCAGUGACUCCCGUAAAUGCACAUGCAAUGAGGCAAAAGCACAAAACGGUACAUACUGCCACCUUGAUCUUAUUAAAGGUGCUAAAAGCCAAUUAAAGUGUGACAGUCAAAUUUGAACACAGUUUGCAAUAGUGCAAAAUGACAGCUGUUAUACUGUUACAAUCAUAUACAACUCUGUCCUUAAUGUCUUGGGUAUUUUAAAAAGGAUUGCAUCAUGCAACCUACUCCUGAAGUCCCACUAUCUAAACUCGAUCGCUCAGGCUGCCAAGACGUCAUAAAGUAUUUAAACAGCCUUUAAUGGAUGUGGGGAUUCCUUCAAGAGGAAAUGGAAGCGGAAGACAGCAAGGGAGUGUUAAACAGUGCUGGAACGCAGGGCUCGUCACAUGACUGUUUACAUGAUCAUGAGUGUGUUAAAGUGGGGAAAUCGUGGAACUGUGCAGUACGGUACACUCUUAGAAAAAAAAAAAGGUUAAAUCUAGAGGUCUUAGGCUUGUCCAAGUGGGGAACCCUUUUCCUUAUCUGUCAGGCUUUCAAGUAGAACUCCUUUUUAAGAAUCUAAGAGCAUUAGCUACCCAAAGAACCCUCAAUGGACAAUUAUAAGACUGAUAAUAAGAACCAUUGUAUUAAAAAGCAAUGUUUAAGAAUGUGAAACACAACUAUGUGGUUUAGUUUCAUGAAAGAAAUCUUAAAGAUUUAUUUUAAUCUAUAGGAAUGUUUCAGGAAAUGUUUGUAGCAGAGAGUAAAAUGUCCACUUGUAUUUUUCACAGCAGAAUUAUAAAACUGUAAAUAUACUGUAGUCAUAAUAGACUGUAAAUCAAUUUAAGAAAUAUGCCACACUGUCAGUUAAUGAACCCAAAGACAGCUGAGUUGCACUUAGGUGUGUUUUUAAAAUCCAUUGUAUAAGUUGAGAUUUCACUACCGGAGACUGAAUAGUUACAAAAGAUCAAUUUAGCAUGACCUUAUCAAUAACCUUAUUACAAAACAAGAUUUCAAGAGCAUUUUUACACACUGAAAUGGAAAAGGAAUGGCAUUCUUCUCUUGCAGCUCAAACACUGCUUCAUUUUCCACACUCUAUAAUCAGUGAUACAGCUCAGUGUUGUGGAUAAAGAAUUGACUUAUCAUGAGUUCUUGCAUCUCCUGUCAUUCUCACUUAAUCCCUUUGUAUAAAGUUUUCUUUUUUUUUUCCCUGCUCACAUUCAUCUGUCUAUAAAUGUAGAAACCAAAAGCACAAAGAUGUGGAUUGUUCAUACAAAAUGUCAAAUGUUCAAAUGAAUGAUUUUGUAUUUUGGAAUUGUCUUGACAUUUGUUGAUUAAAGGAGUAACAUAUCAAUCCUG